CUUAAUAAUGUACAACGAUGAUCUAGAAGGUGACUAUAUCGACACCUCUCUUGAUAAAUACGACAACUAUGAAGCUUACCUUGACGACCACAUCAAAGACAUUGAUCUGUUCUAUCUCGAAGACAUCGAACUGGCUAGGAACCUCAUAGCCCUUGGCUAUCAAUCACAAGGAGAGUUCUUGCAUAGAGAAGAGUUUGAAUCAAGGAAGAAGGAAAUCCAAGAAGCUAUUAAGCUAAGAAAUUCCAACCAGCCGAAAUCUCUUGCAAGUGCAGGCUGUCAUAUUGAGGACAGCAAAUUCUUAACAGAACUGGCAUCUAGAGAAGAAAACGUUAGGAAUGGAAGACUCGCUACUAUUAUUUUUAUUAGACAUAAGAAAGAAGGUUCAAAUGAGAUCAGUGGUUAUAUUGACCUUGCUGAUAGACUUAAGAAUGAUAAUUUCAAGGAAUACUUCGAGAAAACAAAGACUUUGUUACCUAGAAAAUCAGAUCUGAGCUAUUACAACUGGGAUACUCAAAGAUGCUACAUUAAUGAUUCUAAAAAUUUCAAAGUGAUUCCAAACUCUGACGAAGGACUACUCUUCAGAAAUACAAGAGACAGAAAGAUUAUCAAUGUCAGGCCUUCCUUCUUCUAUACUGAAAAGGAUGAGAUAGAGAAGAAAGUAACUAAAGGAAAGUCCAAGAAUGGUGAUGAUACCACGAGAGUAGACAUUGAGACUCCUGAGUACCUCCAAGUAGUAUUCUUUGACCAUGUAACAAGAAGAAGACAUUAAUUAUUGAAAAAUAAAAUCAAAAUUAUUU
This is a messenger RNA of Moneuplotes crassus, 797 nucleotides long. The record is from the annotation of a GenBank genome assembly. Lineage: Eukaryota; Ciliophora; Spirotrichea; Euplotida; Euplotidae.